Molecule: messenger RNA, 2400 nt
Organism: Salarias fasciatus (jewelled blenny)
Lineage: Eukaryota; Metazoa; Chordata; Actinopteri; Blenniiformes; Blenniidae
Product: sialic acid-binding Ig-like lectin 14
Exons: 9
Coding region: 246-1631 (461 amino acids)
Source: RefSeq, a predicted model, not a curated record
GGUUGGAUCAGAGGAAGUCAUGAUAACUGCUGCUCUGGACCUGAAAGAGUUCUGCAUAUCUUCUGCUUGCUGAAGUCUGGAACUGAGCCGUGAAGUCGGGAGCCACCCGUGUCUUUGACGUGCAUCCUUCUGCAGGGGAACUCAGGAUGUGAGCGCAAGGUCGCUGGAGGUCGAGAUGAGCGCCACCUGAAAGGAACACUGCAGAACUGGAUUCAAACUGAGAGGUGACGAGUUUGAAGACAGUGAUGUCUGUGAAUAUCAUGAUGAGGAACAUUUUACUGAGUUUCCUCUUUGUUUCAAGGACUUUGGCUUGUUCUGAUGACGCAGACCUGUUCAUCACUGCACCGGAAAAGUUGGAAGCCCUGAGUGGAUCUUGUCUCCUAAUCCCUUGUAAUUUCAGGACUGCAGGAGAAACUGAGUUUGACAGCAGCAGAACCACUUCUGGAGUGUGGAUUAAAAAUGACCAUAAUUUUGGCCCCCAUCCAGAGAAUGUGAUUUUCAAUAGUAGUCGGCAGAAUGACAACUACCCGAUGGAGAUCACUGGAGACCUGUCUAAAAAGAACUGCACCACACUGUUUCAUAAUCUAACCACUAGUUACUCACACGAUUAUUUCUUUAGAGUAGAGAACAUACCAUACAAGGCAACAGCUAUUUGUGAACGUCUUCAAUUCAACAUUAAAGAUUCUCCUCCGAGGCCCACAUUAAAUGUCUCAGGUGAUCUGAAUGACCUGAAGGAGGAGGAGUCUGUCACUAUAACCUGCUCAGCUCCCACUCCCUGUCCACACCUCCCUCCUCGACUCACCUGGAGCCUCCAACAAGACGCUCACAGCCAAACAGAGGAAAACACAGAUAGAAUUUUAACCACUAAGAUCCAGCAGACCAUCACUCUGUCAGACCAACAUGAUGGAUUCAACCUCAGCUGCUCUGCUGUGUAUCCUGUUGAUGGAGGAGAAGCUGUGAAAACAGCUGUGGAAGCGUUCACUCUCAGUGUUUCUUAUGCUCCUAAAGACAUGUCAGCCUCCAUCAGUCCAUCAGGUUUGGUGUCUGCAGGGAGCUGGGUGAACCUGACCUGCUCCAGCAGAGCCAGACCUGCUGUCAGCUACACCUGGUUCAAGAUCAGUGAACAUGGAGCAGUCAGAGUGUCUGAAGGAGACUUUUACAGCUUUAAUGUGACGGAAGGAGGAGAAUAUUACUGUGUGGCUGCAAAUGAUCUGGGAAAUCAGACUUCAGAAAAGAUUCUUGUGAUUGUUGCAGGAGAGGGCCCAUGUCCCUCCUUCCAGUGGAAGGCCAUUCUAGGAGGCAUCGUUGGGAUCAUCGGCCUCAUAUGCUUGAUCAUCUUUGUUUGGUGGUCAAAGUCGAUGUAUCGACAGCAGCAGCAGAGCCAACCAAGGGAUGAGAUGGUCGGUGAAAACCCAACAACUAAUGCCGAAGAAAACAUCCACUACGGCGAGAUCGAUUUCUCCCACUUGAGGCCUGGCCCGGCUUCUGGCUCGGCUCAGGAUCACCAACAGUCUCAGACAGCGGUGUACGCAGAGGUCAAAAUCAACAACCAGGAGGUCAACACGUCUGACAGCUCAGCUCAGACCGCCGAGGACCCCCAGCAGGUCUACGCUCAAGUGAAGAUUCACUGAAGUUUUUUUUUCCAUCUUGAGGACAAAAUAAGGGAAAACAGCCAGGAGAACAAUUUGAAUUUUCCAAUAUAUCACAAAAAGAUGAACCUCUAUUUAAAGAAAAAAACAAUAAUGCAGGAUCAGAAAACAAAUGGGAAGGAAAACUUCCAAUCAAAGAAUGAAGCAACCAGAAAAGAAAAAAAAAACAGAUUAGUAGUCACACAGAUGGAAAAAAGUUGAUAUUCUCGCCCGGCAUUUGAAAAAAAACCUCUGUACUCGUUUCCUUCUUACAGUUGUUCGAGGUGGUUCUUUGCUUGCUUUCACCUCUACGAGGUUACAGUGAAAUGAUUAAAGCUUGUUACAUGAAUUCACAGUGGAGUUGCAGCAGGAAGUUUCAAAUCAAAUAGAAUUGACUGGCUGUGUUAUAUAUAAAGUCCAGGUGGCUCCUUUUUUUUUUUUUUUUUUUUUUUUUUUAACUUUGGAAGAAAAAGAUGUUUCAAUAUCAAAAUUGUAAUACAAGUUGAGUUAUUGCAGAAGAUUCAACUCAUGUAUCAAUGCUGACAAAUGUACUAUUGCAAUAACAAAAGCUAUAUUGUGUAAAGAAAAUAUUUUUGUACAUAUUUCAGGAACUGUACUUUCUUACUUUUACUUCAGUACUAAUAAUACUAAUAAUAAUAAUAAUAAUUUAAAAAAAAUAUAGAAUUAGUACUUUUUCUCUGACCAAAGUCUAUUACUUUUAUAAAAAAAAAAAAAAAAAAACCUUUUGUCAGUUUAUCCUCUGGUCCUGUGG